Messenger RNA from Juglans microcarpa x Juglans regia, 1160 nucleotides. RefSeq names its product 50S ribosomal protein L15-like. Gene Ontology annotation, cellular component: mitochondrial large ribosomal subunit. Bases 131 to 958 code for a protein of 275 amino acids. Gene Ontology annotation, molecular function: structural constituent of ribosome. The record is from RefSeq and is a predicted model, not a curated record. The transcript is spliced from 4 exons. Lineage: Eukaryota; Viridiplantae; Streptophyta; Magnoliopsida; Fagales; Juglandaceae. Gene Ontology annotation, biological process: translation.
UGUUACCAGUCACCCGUUCGCAACCCUAGACCCCCCCGCAUGAGCACCACCCACAAAAACCGCUAAGAUUCUAAGCGACUUACUUUACCGAAGAAUUUGGAAAGAAAAAAGGUAGAAAGGGGAAAGGAAAAUGUUCAGAAGAAGACUCGCUUCACUCGUCUCCUCCUCAAUCCUCAUCCCUUCACUUCGCACCAAAACUAUUCCCCUACCUCAUUCCCUGCCCUUUCCACAAGGAUCUUUCCCUAGUUCGAUUGUUAAACAUAAUGGGUUCAUAGGUUUUGAGGGUUUUAGGGCUUACAGCCUUCUGAGCCUGAAUGACCUAAGGGACAAGGUGCCCAGGAAGCAGAAGACGAGGAAGGGCCGGGGGAUUGGGUCAGGGAAGGGUAAGACGGCUGGGAGGGGUCACAAGGGCCAGAAGGCAAGAGGGUCUGGGAAGCUCGGGUUCGAAGGGGGUCAGACCCCGCUUCGCCGACGGUUGCCCAAGCGUGGCUUCAAGAACCCCUUUAGCCUCACUUUUCAGCCGGUAGGGUUGGGAAAAAUUGCCAAAUUUAUAAAUGGAGGGAAGAUAGAUUCGUCUGAACUAAUUACAAUGAAAACGCUCAAGGAUAUAGGGGCAAUAGGGAAGCAGAUAAAAGAUGGAGUAAGAUUAAUGGGGCGUGGUGCUGAACAAAUUAAGUGGCCAAUUCAUCUGGAGGUUUCAAGGGUCACAGUUAGGGCAAAGGAAGCAGUUGAAGCUGCAGGUGGGUCUGUCAGAAGAGUAUACUACAACAAAUUGGGCUUCAGAGCACUGCUCAAGCCUGAGUGGUUUGAAAAGAAGGGCAGGUUGUUGCCAAAAGCAGCUAGGCCUCCCCCGAAACAAAGGGACAAAGUUGAUAGCAUUGGCCGAUUGCCUGCCCCAACCAAGCCUAUUCCAUUUUCAGUUGAAGAAAGGGAGGCAACCUCCAGUUCAUCUGCAUAAUAAGCCAACCAACCAAUCUGUUUGUUGGCUUGUUAAAGAAUUUGUAAUUUUGAUGAUGAGUAAUCAUGCAAUCAAAUUUUGUUUCCUGCAAGAUUUUAGAUGCAGGCUAUUUCAAUAUGCUUUGCACAGGCUAGUUUGCUGUGCUUCAAAACCAAAUUCAAGUUCACUAAAAUCAACAAAGCUCAGGAAAGCUUGUACUCAA